This is a messenger RNA of Vespula pensylvanica (western yellowjacket), 999 nucleotides long. Its product is annotated as homeobox protein Hox-D3-like. Gene Ontology annotation, cellular component: nucleus. Gene Ontology annotation, molecular function: DNA-binding transcription factor activity, RNA polymerase II-specific; RNA polymerase II cis-regulatory region sequence-specific DNA binding. Gene Ontology annotation, biological process: regulation of transcription by RNA polymerase II. The record is from RefSeq and is a predicted model, not a curated record. Bases 56 to 997 code for a protein of 313 amino acids. The transcript has 2 exons. Lineage: Eukaryota; Metazoa; Arthropoda; Insecta; Hymenoptera; Vespidae.
CCUCUUUGUGACUCGUUUUUACUUCGUCUAGUCAGCAAGAAGCACAAGAGGAAACAUGCAGUACAACGUGAACAAUCACAUAUUUUAUUCCGAAAACGACGUUGUUCAUCGUGAACAACAGUGCCAAUGGGAAAUAAUGCAACCAUCAACUUCAUCUCUGGAAGCCCAAGAGACUCGCUUAACAGAACAAGAAUCCGUGAAUAAUAGAAAAAAAUCUUUUUCUUCUUCUUCUUGUAAUCAAGAAUCGACUAAGAAACAACGAAAACGAACCAGAACUGCAUAUACGAGCUUUCAGUUAGUAGAGCUCGAAAAAGAGUUUCGAAAAGGACGUUAUCUUUGCAGACCUCGAAGAAUAGAAAUGGCGGAAAGUUUAUUUUUAACGGAGAGACAAAUCAAAAUAUGGUUUCAAAAUCGCCGUAUGAAGCAUAAAAAAGAAGAGAUCUUAAAGAAUCCGUGUAAUACAAUGGAACAUAACGAAACGAAUGGGAGUUAUAAGAUGAAGAAAAGUCGGAAAACACGGACUGUGGAACCGAUAUCUACUCAUCAAUAUGUUCCUCCAUCCAAUCCUAUACCAAUGGUUGCUUAUCAGCAACCAUGUCUACCAACAUACAUUGAAAAUGAACAUAUAGAAACUGGAAGUUCUAAUUGUAUUCAACAAUCUUCAUAUUCGUCAUAUAGACAACCCAUGUAUCCUCAGGAAAAUUGCAUGCCUCAGAUACCAAUGGAAAAUUAUUAUUUAAAUAAUAAAUGGCAGCAAAAUUCCAUAAACGCAGCUCUACCAACGGUAGAAAAUAAUUAUUCCUAUAUUUCAACGGAAAUGCAAGCUCCAACUACGGAAGUGCCUUUUGAAGGCACCUACUAUAAUAAUAUUUGCUCGUGGUUGUUAGAGAACACUCACGAACAAUGUGCAUCAAAUAAUGAAUUGGAGGCGGCUUUAUUAAAUGAUCUCCAAAACGAUCAAAAUUAUGAGAGUGUCCCUCAAUUUUUAAAUUUAUGACA